This is a messenger RNA of Columba livia (rock pigeon), 8424 nucleotides long. RefSeq names its product membrane associated ring-CH-type finger 3 (gene MARCHF3). The transcript is spliced from 6 exons. Gene Ontology annotation, biological process: protein ubiquitination. Gene Ontology annotation, molecular function: ubiquitin-protein transferase activity; zinc ion binding. Bases 671 to 1420 code for a protein of 249 amino acids. The record is from RefSeq and is a predicted model, not a curated record. NCBI's taxonomy places the organism in Eukaryota, Metazoa, Chordata, Aves, Columbiformes, Columbidae.
CGUUGGGUCAAUGAGUUGUGAGAGGCGGCGGCGCGGUGCGGUGCAGCGCAGCCUCCCGCCCGCUCGGCUCCCGGGCUGGGCGGCGGAGGGGUGAGCUAACGCGCGGCUGCUCGGGGGAGCGGCGAACGGCGGGAGCGGGGGCUGGCGGGGGGGCAGUCGGAGUCCCCGCCUGUCCGUGGCCAGAGCCACCGGUGGGCCCGCGGCAGCGCCGCUCCCUGCGCUGCUGCCUGUGGAUCUGCCGUGUUUCCCUGCGGUCUCGCGGAGCGGCGGCCAUCCGCGCCCCCACGCACGCCGCAGGGUCCCCGAGAGGGCACCGCCUUCUCCAAGAGCCCGGCUGCGCCCCUGAACUUCGGCAGCGCUCCUCAGCGACGGUCCCCGUCGCUGCAUUACAGCCUGUCUGUGGAAUUACGCGGGGUCCGCGCCAGGGAACACAGCGGCAGAGGGACAGGACGCGUCCCGUCCCCGCGAGGAGGAGGUGGAAGUCUGUGCGUGAGCGUCUGCCCGCGCGUGGGUUGAUGGCAGCGAAGUCCUGUGGCGCCAGCGGAACUAAAAUCACGCCUCUUUCAGUUCUGAAACUGAAGCUUCCUUGUGGAAAAGAGCUUCACAUGUGGUUUCAUCCCAAAAGGAAUCUGAGGAAGCACGUACAGAUGGGGACCCACCAGCCGUUGCCAUGAGGACAAGCCGCUGCAGCCACCUGCCAGGAGUCCCGCCUGAGCGCCUGCCAGCCCCCGACGGCAAGACCCUGCCCGCUGGCACCAACAGCUGCCCACAGUAUGUCAUGCAAGUGUCAACCAAAGAUGGGCAGCUGCUCUCCUCCGUCGUGCGGACGCUUGCCACGCAGAGCAGCCCUUUCAAUGACUGGGCAAUCUGCAGGAUCUGCCAUGAGGGCAGCAGUCAGGAAGACCUGCUUUCCCCCUGCGAAUGUACAGGGACCCUGGGGACCAUUCACCGCAGCUGCCUGGAGCACUGGCUGUCAUCUUCAAACACCAGCUACUGUGAACUCUGCCACUUCAGGUUUGCAGUGGAGCGCAAACCCAGGCCAUUGGUGGAGUGGCUGAGGAACCCAGGCCCGCAGCAUGAGAAACGGACUCUCUUUGGAGACAUGGUGUGUUUCUUGUUUAUCACUCCACUGGCCACCAUCUCGGGCUGGUUGUGUCUACGGGGAGCAGUGGACCAUCUGCACUUUAGUAGUAGGCUGGAAGCUGCUGGCCUUAUUGCACUCACUGUCGCACUCUUCACUAUUUACCUCUUUUGGACCCUGGUAUCCUUUAGGUAUCACUGCAGGUUAUACAACGAAUGGCGUCGGACCAAUCAGCGGGUGAUACUCCUGGCCCCAAAGUGUGCCAACAUCCCCUCCAGCCACCAGUCCCUGCUGGGCCUGCAGUACCUCAAAAGGAACUCGAAAGAGACAAUCGUUUGAUGAGAGUAGUUCUGCACUGAAAGUAUUAUCCUCAGACCUCACUCGUGUCAGACUCCGUCCAGAACCAGGAGUGAGCUGUUCUGAUUUACAGACUCUGUAGAGGAAGCGAUCACUGGAUGCUGCAAUCAUGAUAUUUGCUACUCUGCCAAACUUGUUUAUUUAGCAGAUACUGUAUGGAAUUUACAAACUGAUGUUAAUAUUUGCAACAUCAAGCGAUGCAAACUUUUUUAUUGUUCAAAAUAUUACACUAUGAUAACUAGCAAUGGAAAACAGGUUUUAAAAGUGCUUUGUUUUUAUAAUUCCUUGUUCCUACAGUGUCAUUUUUUUAGGCAGCCAGACAGUAACUGGUGUUGUUUGUUUCCUGAAGCACAGCAAUGGCAUUCCCCCAUUUGAUUUUAUUUGAAGUCUCCUUGUGCCAAUAUUUUUGAUUAUUAAAUUUGUGCGUAAUGAGUUUUACAAGUUGCCAUAUUAUUUAAACACUAUGAAGUGAUUAGAAGACAAUCUUCUAUGUUUCCUAUUUGGCAGGCAAGUUCCAAUUGGAUCUUCAGUAAUAAAUUUAGCAUGUGCAAAAGAAAUUACACAAACUGCAGUAAUCUUCCUGUUUGAAAGUAUUCCAGUGCAUAGCACUCAGGUAAAAAAAAGUACAUUUUUCCACUCAGAAGCAACAAACUAGGCACCACAUUCUGCUGGUGUGAAUUCAUACUUAGCCAAUUUACUCUGCAUUUACACUAAGCUGAAUUUAACUGCAUUUGUAGAACUGACUUUUAUAAGCAAAAAUUCUGCAUACAUGAGAUAAUUAGACAUAUUUUAGGAACUUGUCUUGCAUAAAAAUUAGCAUUUCAGCUGGACAGCCAGAUUUAGCAGUGGAUGUAAACCCUGACCUCUCAUUGCAGCACUAAGGCACUUUUUAAAAGAUAUAAUACACAGCCUACUAUGGUGACCAAAGUGAAUUUGGAGUGUAAUGACUAGACUUUAUUCCUGGGUGGUAUUAUCCAUUGGCUUUAUGCAAAAUUCAUUCAGCAUUUCUUCACUCUCAGAAGAGACAUACACUUAUGCAAAGAGAUUUAUUUUACAGAACUACACAGAAUUUCAUUGACAAAUGCUGCUAGAAAUUUAUUCAUAGUCCCUUUGCAUAGAUGGAUUUUUUAAAAAUAUGCAUAGAUGGCAAUGUCAACAUGUGCUUUGUUUUCCACACUCCGCAGGAACUGAUAAGAAAAAGUAACACAUAACAAGGGGGCCAAUAAUUUAUGAUUUGGAUAGUUCGAAGUAUAUUGGUGUUUACCAUCAGACAAUAACUUAUUUGAUGUUGUGUGUACACUAUAGGAUAAAAAAGCUUAGUACACAAACCCCAAUCUGUUAGCUUCUUUAUUCUGUCUUUGGACCAGUCUAGCUGUAGUCAUGUAAUAGUAUUCUUUGUAAUUGUCAAAUUUAAUGGGGAUAAGACUCAACUACCUGUAUAAAGCAAUACCAUCCUUAUUCAGACAUAAAAUUGGUCUCACAGCGAGCCAAGAUGUUUAAGAAAAUAAUGAUCUCUACUCAUUAUAAGGUCAGGGGUUGGUUGUAUGUUUGGCAGUGAAUACCUGCUUCUCUUCUGGAGAAAACCAUACAAGAUUCUUAAAACGUGGAUGUCACUAAGUCUGUAGUGCCUUGUUUUGUUUUGUUUUGUUUUGCUUUGUUUAAACCUCUUCUCAAAGGCAACAAACUAUCUGGAUACAAGACUGAACAUGCAGGUAAGUACAGAGGUCCAGGUUAAAAGAAAACUAGCCAGUGGUACAGACACAAAGCAAGUCUAGUGGGGUCAGAACGCUGUCAGACAGUGUUUCAAUGCAUACACUUUUCCUUUAGGUAAACUUUCUUCAGAAUUCUGUUACUAGUUUUGCUGCCUUGAGAGAGAACCCAGAAAGCUGCCCCACAAAAGAACGAUCAUACUUAAGUACCGUUCUUGGGUCUGUUUCAUGAAACAAAAAUUAGGAUGAUACAGAACUAAGUAGCAACUAGCAAAACAAUUAUUCAAAUCAAGUUGCAAGAUUUAUGCACACAGAUGAGCAGUGAUUUGGCCCAGCUCAUCUGUGGUAUUUUAAUUUUUUGUUUAAGACACCUUAUUUAAUCUGAAGAAGGCAUAUUUGAGCAGCCAGAAAGUAUGGUCCAGUUUAGCAAACACAUCACUACUCUAGUUUCUCUGCUUGAUGCACAAGUACAGCAAAACUGACUGGUGAAGUCACUAGGAAGUCUCCCAUGCAUUUUCUCAAGAAAAAAAAAAAAGCCAGAAGUUAUCUAGUCACACACUUAGUGUUUUCCAUUAAACCCAUGGGAAAAAACCCCACACUUCAUAUUCUUCCUUGUUUUUGCUUAAAAUAUAAGAACAGGAAGGUGGGCAAUAUCAGUUCUUAUUUCCACUUUUGUUCUGAACUACAGACUUGCAGACAGAAGGCUCUUCCUGAUGAGUAUUGUUGUUUCAUUACUUGAGGCUGCUGUUGCCACAUUAGGUCCAAAUUUUGGUAAACACUUUUAGAACUGGAUCAUUACAACAACUAUUCUACAACAGCAACAACACUCAAUUUCAUCUGAAUAGCCAUGGAAGAUUAUUUGCAGCAGUAGCUACAGCUAGCAAAUCUCCUGCCAGUACAAUAACAUCUUUAUUAUGCUAUCCUUAAAGAGUUCCCAGUUAAGCAAAAAAAGAAAAGUAAAAUAAUAAUAAAUGAUUGGGGAGGUGUGUUUUUCUUUUAAUGAAUCUUACUUUCCUUCUCAGCAACAUUAUGCUUUCCUCUCAUGCAGUGGCCUUUCCAUUUAUAUUCCUUUUCCAUGUGAGAAGUUACAUAGAAGGAGCAGUAUUCAAACCAGUAUUUUGAGCUGCAAGUGAUAAAAGCAACUUGAGCCACCCAAAAAAAAAAAACCCGUCUAAAAAGAUGGAGACAUAAUAAUUUUGUUCCUGCCUUUCACAUCCUAUUUUAUGACAACAGAGAUCACCAUCCUCAGUGUACUGUAUAUCAAUACACUGUCUUAACUACAGAUCAGUGUUAAAAGUGAGUGCAAAGUGAAGUUUUACUACUUCUGCAUAGCCUCUAUCAAAUUAUAUAGAACAACACACAAGACAAAAAUAAAGUAACUUUAAGUAGCGGUAUUUCAGAAGAUGAUGCUGAAAAGGUGUGAGAUCUUAGACCAGGAAGCUAUGCGACUCCUCACUUCCUCUUGCCGUAAGGAGAAUAAGAGGAAGCAGCACUACGAAUUACUUGGGAAGAAUCAGGGAAGCACAUUCAAUGCGUAGAAGAAACUGAUAGAAAAGGAUGUAACUGGAGAUUUAGAGAUACUGUAGACUGGAGGGAAGUCAGGGUACAAGUGGGAUUAAGGAAUACUUCCAUUUUUUGGGGUUUGGUUUUAGUUUUCUUGUUUUCCUCUUUACUCAAUUGCAUAGUUCUGCCAGACUGAGACUUCAAAGUGUCAUUUUACAUUUCAUUAAUUAAAAUCAGCUCUGCAUCACUUUCACAGUAGGAAGUCACACAGGGCAAUGUGUCAACUCAGUGCAGCUGGUCUUUGCUGUGAUGGAUACCAUGAGAGAGAUGAAGAGCCAUUGGAAGAAACACUCAUGCACUAAAAGCAAGCUAAAAGCUCUCCCAUUCAAACACCCUGUUAAUAAUUAAACUCUUAAUUUGUUAUUGUUUAGGAGACCAAGCUCUAUGUAACACACAGCUGGUUAAUUAAACAAGUGUUCUCCUUGCAAGUAGAAGCGUGUAUUGCCUACUUACUGCCAAAUACUGGUUUGGGGUAUUCAAAAGUAGGUUGGUGCAAAAGUAAUCACUGUUUUGGACUGUGAAUUUUAAAUCAUUAUAACUAGGCUCAAACAUGUUUAUUAAUCAAAAGAGGAACCAUUACAAUAAAUGCAUUUUUGCCAAUAAGUUUGUUUAUUCUUGUAGCAUAAAAAUCCAUGCCUUGGGAUUUACUGAACUCUUGGAAAGCAUUUUCCACAUCCUGACUGUGGAGGUGUUUUCUCUGCAAAUAGUUGUUGAGAUGCUUGACAAGUUGGUUGGUGAGGGGUGAGGUGAAUAUGGCAGAUGAGGCAGAACUUCAUAGCCCAAUGCAUUCGAACUUUUGUGCAAUAUGUGGUCAGGUGUUGUCAAUGAGAACAACUGGGCCCUUUCUGUUGAGCAAUGCCAGCUGCAGGUGCUGCAUUUUUCAGUGCAUUUAAUCAAUUUGCUGAGUUUAGUUCUCAGGUGUAAUGGUUUCACUGCGAUUCUGAAAGCUGUGGUGCAUCAGACUGGCAGCAGACCACCAAACACUAACAUUGACCAUUUUUGGUGCAAGUCUGGCUCUGAGACAUACUUUGGAAGUUCUUCUCAGUCCAACCACUCAACUCGUCUUCACUGGUUGUCAUAUAAAAUCCACUUUUUGACACAUCACAAUCUCACUGAAAAAUGAUUUUUGUUGUUACAUAAAGUGAGAAGACAUGACUUCAAAACAAUUAUUCUUUUGUUUUUAUUUUUGGUCAGCUCAUGAGGCCCCCACUUACCGAGCUCUUUCACCUUUCCGAUUUGCUUCUAAAUGCCAAAUGACUGUGUAAUGGUUGAUGUUGAGUUCUUUGGCAACUUCUCACGUAGUUGUAAGAGGAUCAGCUGUGAUGACUGCUCUCAGUUGGUCCUUGUCAACUUCCACUUGCUGGCCACUAGGCUCCUCAUCUUCCAGGCUCUCAUCUCAUUUACAAAUUCCUGGGCUAAAUGCUUUGUUCAUGUUGCAAGUUGUCUCCACUGCUUUACAACCCAUUUUGAACUCUGAUUAAAAAAAAUCCCUCAACUUUGCUUUUUGUCCAACAUAAUUUUCAUAGUAUAAAAUAAAUAUAAAAUAAAAUAAACAGCAAGCAAUAAGCCAGGUUUGACUGUUGCAUUUCAUGAACAAAUUAUUUUGCUUAUUUUGCAAACCUGCAGAAAAAUAUGAAGCAAGAAAAAGCACAUUAAAAUGUUGAUUUAUUUCAGAACGUGUCCAAUAUCACACAGCAAAUUUCAACAAUGCAAAAACCGCAGUUCUUUUUGUGCCAACCUAAUAUCUUUAAAAACUAUUACACAAGGUAAAAUGUACACUAGAGGCUGCUAGCUUUAUGUAUACCUAGCAGGUGCAUAAGCAGGACUAAAGUAUGGCUAUAUAGUGUGUAACAUAACUGAUAACACCACACCGCAUAUGAAUUCAUUGCUGUUAGUCCACAUUUCAAACCUAAUUUCCACAUAUGAAAGCUUUUUCAAAAAUCAAGAGUUGCAUCUCCCAACAGCUACCACGUUUGUUACUACCUGUGGUUGCUUUCAGUUCCUAAAUUUUUACUGAGAGCCUCUUAAACCUCAUUGUGGCAAUGCUACAAAACCUUUUUUCCUUCCUUUGUUGAAAAGUUAUAGAAUUAAUUGUGAUUUUUCCAAACUAUUGUGUACAAAACACUUUCCAAAUAAAACUUGUUAAAAGACAGAAUGAAUGUUGACAUUAUGCCACUACAAACAACAAAACAUGCUACCUUCAGUAACAAAAUUCUACAGUGCCUGAGAAAACCAACAUGACAGUUUCAUUCUAAGACUUAACAUUAUAGAAAAGGUCAGACUUGCUUGCCCAUAUUUUGUUCUUGAAAUGCAAGAGUCAAACCUGCUAUGAAAAUUCACUUUCAAAAAUUAAUUCAUAUGUAGAAAAUCCUAUCAAGCAAUCAGCUUAGUCUGAAAUGUGCCUUCAAUAAUGCCACCAAAUGUAGCUUUUCUUAUUCAAUGUUAAUCACACAAAGAACAUACUGUAUUUACAAAAACACAUAAAGGAAACCAGAGAUUAGCAAAGGACUCAGAGCAACAAAUGCACACUAAGAAAAACCUGAGAUAAAAUAGAUAACUUCUACCAUAUUAUUAUAAAUCAUUAAGUGUCCUAGUGUUUCCUUGAGCUUAAUCACCAUAUACCAGGAAAGGCUAAGUAAGCAUUCACAUCCGUCAUUCAGAGCCUCCAUUCUCUUUAUAAAAAUCACCAGUAAGUAAUUAGUUGUCCUAUCAGGGACAAGAGCUUUAAAAAUUUUUAUUCCCCAUCAGCUACUUAUUUUUUUUGCCUGAAGAAAAAUACUUAGUCAAUUACCAUGUGGCCAUUUCUACGAAAACAGCUGUCAUUUAAAAAAAUUUUCUACUAGAAGUAUCUAUGCUUACAGUGCAGUAUGAAUAUGAAAGGCACUUUUUAAUAAAUUUGUUGGAGUUUCCAGAUAAAACACCCUUUUCAUUCCAGCAUCCUUCAAAUUAGUAUUAAAAUGAUACACCAAUACAAGUUAAAUUUCUCCUUGAAAAUUUCAGACUAGCAUUUUAAAUUGCUUCAUUUGCAAAAGCAGAUGAGAAUAAUCUCUUGAAAAGUUAUUUACAUUACUUACAUAUAAAUUUCUCUUUAUUUUUGCUCUGUGCUUGGGCAAAUACAAUAUAGGUUUACACAGCAGGGAUAAAGAAGUCAGAGGUAUCAGAGUUUGUAGCAUAGGGCUACAACUGACCAUGCUGUGUAAAAUAAUUUGUACCACAGGGCUACAGUCACUGGGGUUUAUUAAUGAACUUGUCCAAUAUAAAUAAAAAAUGCAGUUUACAAGUUUGCUGCUUUUGCCGUGGACAAAAAAACAAACAACAAAAAAAACCCAAACUUCUACAGUAACAGGACCAGCUGAGAGGAAUACAUAUUGUGCCUCAAGAGUGUUCAUCCUACAAUACUAGCACUGUACAAGUCACAACACUUGUGCCCUGAACAGAUUGUUUUUCUGGUUUUCACAGGAAUUAAUGUAUUUGAGCAGAUACAUUUCUGGUAUUUCUAAUUGUAAGCAGUAAGUUACUGAACAGUUUUUACCUGUGAGGAUGAUACAAUAUGUAUUUCUUGUCAACUGAGUAACAGAUCAGUAUCAGGUGAUAAUCCUUAUCUGUUGCCAACUAUAGGAAUGACUAAAUGUACCUAAAAAUAAUUACAAAUUAAUAACUUAAAUAUUACUGUAACAGUAGUAAUAAAAAGACCUACCAAAAAUUUAAUCACAA